Acanthoscelides obtectus is the source of this 3031-nucleotide messenger RNA. NCBI's taxonomy places the organism in Eukaryota, Metazoa, Arthropoda, Insecta, Coleoptera, Chrysomelidae. The record is from the annotation of a GenBank genome assembly.
CUUAGAUCCAGACGAUUGACCGCCAGACCGACAAAUCAAAGCGAACCAUCCCCGUCAGCAGUCAUUCAUAUCACACGGUUUAUCCACGAUUCCGCUUCAACCAAGCAACAUUAAACAACAAACCGUCCACGAGCGCCAAACCGAGCGCACCGUCUAUUCUCUCGCUCUCUCGAUGGCGCCGAUAACGUCGCUGGUGCUACCGCUGGUGGUGGUGGUUUCCACCCUCGUCGCGAGUGUUUUCGCCGAUUUGGACCUGUUGCUGCUACACAACAAUGACAUGCAUGCGAGGUUCGAGGAGACUGAGAGGAAUGGUGGUACUUGUAGACAGGACCACAGGAACGUGUCCUGCAUAGGUGGCAUGGCUCGUGUGGCACACGAGGUUCGACGCUACCGAAGGGCGGCUGCAGAUGGUACUGGGCCAGAGGUACUGUUCCUCAACGCAGGGGAUACCUUUAUAGGUACCGUCUGGUACACACUCUUCACUUGGAAUAUCAGUGCCGCGUUCACUAAUAUUCUGGAUCCAGAUGUCAUGUGUCUGGGCAACCACGAGUUCGACAGCGGUGUGGAAGGACUGGCCCCUUUCCUCAACCUCAUACGAUGUCCUGUAGUGGCUGCCAACUUGAACUUAAGCAAGACUCCAGAACUAUCGAAGGUCCAGAAAUCAGUGGUACUUACAAGGAGUGGUCAGAAAAUCGGUAUCAUCGGCCAUUUGACCCAGGAGACCAAACUCAUAUCUCAACCGGGAAAGGUCAUUUUUGAAGACGAAAUUGAGGCUGUGAGAAAAGAAAGUGAAAGGCUGACAGCUGACGGCGUGAAGAUCAUCAUCGUUUUGGGCCAUUCAGGCUUCCUCAUGGACCAACGCAUUGCUGCCGAAGUGCCUCUAGUAGACGUAGUGGUGGGAGGACAUACGAACACGUUCCUCUGGAAUGGUCCUCAGCCAGAUUUAGAGCCAAUUGAUGGACCGUAUCCUUUCGUGGUAAGACAGAAAGGUGGAAAAAACGUUCCAGUUGUCCAGGCGUACGCUUACACCAAGUAUCUAGGUCGCCUCAACCUGACGUUCAACGACGACGGUGACCUGAUCAAGUAUUCCGGCCAACCGGAAUUGCUCGGCUCUUCAAUUCACCAAGAUGAGGACGUACUUCAACUGCUUGAGGUCUACCGACCUGAGAUCAACAGGGUAAACAGUCUGGUGGUUGGGCAGUCGAAGGUUACCUUGGAGGGAGGUGAUGAAUGCCGUAAAAGGGAGUGUAACUUUGGAAACCUCAUCGCUGAUGCUAUGGUGGCGUACAUAGCGACAGUAUCGCCAGACACUUGGACAAGUGCCCCUAUUGCGGUAGUGAAUGGUGGCAGCAUUCGAACUACUAUAAUGCCGGGGAAGGACGGAGCAGUCACCAGAGGGGAAAUCUUAGGAGCCAUGCCUUUCGGUAACUCAAUAGUCACUCUCAGCCUUAGCGGCGAAGAUUUGGUGAAAACCUUGGAGAUAGGGGCUAGGAGCAAUGGCGAAACUUCCAGGGGAGAGUUCCUGCAGGUUUCAGGUAUCAGAGUGACCUACGACAUGACAAAACCAACAUUGUCCAGAGUGGUGUCAGUAAAAGUCCGCUGUGGAAAAUGCAGGAUUCCAGAAUACGAAGACGUGGACCCCACCAAGAAUUACACCAUCGUAGCCCCAAGUUUCUUAGCAAUCGAUGGCGGCGACAGCCACUACAUUCUCUCAGAACAUGGAGCCAACAAGCAAACCGCUGAUCUGGGGGAUGUCGAUUUGCUCGUGUGGUACUUUGAGCGGUACAGUCCCGUCAUUCCUGAGGUGCAAGGUAGAAUACGGUUUUCAGAUGGUUCCGCGUGUAGUGCAGCUUCUGGGAUGAGCAUUCCUCGUGGUUUGAGUGUUAUGGUGAUUGCACUGUUUGUGGUGAAAAUGUCUAUGACGACGUAGUGCAUUUAUUCUGUUGCUUGCCAACUUAUAAUGGACGACGUUUUAUUACAGAAAAGUGCGUUUUUUUUAAAUUUUCUACUUACAAAACGCUUUAAAAACCUGGGGAUGACCACAUAUUAAAAAAGUAAAGAAGGUUGAGUUGCAAAUGUAUCUUCGAUGGUGCUGUUGUUAUAGUUCUUUUCACGGCUUUUGACUAUUACGCAGGCGUAUCAGUGAUACGGGGCCCUAGCUUACCACGGUCCCCACGUACGAAAAUGUGUUUCUCACAACCCUAUGCAAGGUUCUAGGCGGUGUGCUGAAUUAAAAAUUUUCAAGCACUAAACAUUAGAUUCGGCUGGAUGAUAGUAGCUAGCAUGUUUCCUAUGUUUAAGCCUCUAGAUUACAACUGCAACGCCUAAAAGAACCUUUUCGAAAUUAAAACUAACUAAAAUAUUUUAGGACUUCUAUGAGGCAACUUUGAUUAUAAAGCAUGGUACUCUCUUCAGUUUUCCAUGACUCAAGAUAAGUCUUUUGCUAAAGUAACACAAUGUUUGAGCUCCAUAAUGUUUUUGACUAUGCCCUAAACUGAAGGAAUCGAAAACGAUGAAAGUACAUUUAAAUAUACAAAAAUGUUUAAUUACCCUUAAAAAUCUUGAGAAAGUUGUAAAGCAUACGAAAACAAAUUCUGGGACGACCUGAAAGCUAUUUUAAUUUUUACUACACCGCUGCUCCGUCAAAAGGCGUGAAAUGAGCUUUACGUAAAUGUGCAAUGAGAAACUGUGGUCAAAAAUACGUACCUUGGAAAGUCAUAAAGAAGAUUUUCGGCCUUCAAAGCGUGAAGCCUAAGUAAUACGUAAUUACAUUUAAUUGAAGGGAUUUCCACCGUAACAUUUUUAAAUCAAAGUCAAUGAAUUUUUCGAAUCACAUGUGUAUUGUCCCAAUUACAUAAAUUUUGAACCACUUCCAUGAUCAAUUCCAUACAUAUACAAUUUUUUGACACAUUACAGUUUAAAGAUAAGUUUUUAGUUCCUUACAAUGUAAUAAAAUUUGAAGCAGUAUUUCAAAUAUCUGUACUGAUAUUGUUUGUACAUAUGUAAUAUACUGUAACGUAUUAGACCAUUA